AUGGCUCGCUUGCUCGCAUGUCUACUUCUGCUCGGCGUAGUUCACGCCCGCCAUGAACAAUAUGAAGGCCACCACCUAUAUCGAGUAUGGGGGGCUACGCCCAUAAUUGGUUACCUACAAGAUAAGUUGGACUUUUUGUCGGCAACUCCUGCUGCUAUAUCAUCUACAAAGCAACUGGAAGUAUUGAUUAGGCUAUCUCCAGCAGAAAAAGCACAAUGGCUGCCAUAUUUCUUAAACAACGGCUUAGAAUACAAGUUGGUCUCUGAUAAUCUGGCAAAUAUUCUUCGUGCUGAAGAAUCACAAUUGGUCCAAGCAAGCGAAGAAGCUGAUAGUAACAGUACAAUCACUUGGGAUGCAUAUUACAACUCCGAAAGGAUAUUUAAAUACAUUGACGAAAUCGGCGAAAAAUAUCCCCAUAUAGUUACAGUUAUCAAUGCUGGUCUCAGUUACGAAGGUCGUCAAAUCAAAUAUGUAAAGAUCUCCACAAGCAACUUUGAAAAUUUGCGCAAACCCGUCAUAGUAAUCGACGCUGCAGUGCAUGCCCGGGAAUGGGUUACAUCACCAGUGGCCCUGUACCUAAUAGAACAACUAGUUACUGGCGCCGAUAAGGAACUUCUAGAUGAAAUUGACUGGGUCAUUAUUCCUAUGGCCAACCCUGAUGGUUACGAAUAUUCCAUUAAUGAGGACCGUCUUUGGCGUAAAACUCGAUCAAAGUCUCAUGUGGGUGCCGACGAAUGUCCUGGAGUAGAUGGCAACCGUAAUUUCGACUUUGCUUGGGGUAGCAGGCCUGACGCUGCUAAUCCUUGCUCUAUUAUCUAUGAAGGAUCCUCAGCUUUCUCCGAACCGGAAAUCCGUGUAAUAAGAGACGCUGUUUUAGAAAACUUGCAACGCACAGCUCUCUACAUUUCUCUUCAUAGUUUUGGAAAUAUGUUCUUAUAUGCAUGGGGAAACAACGCUACUCUUCCGGCAAACGGUUUAGCCCUUCACCUCGUCGGUGUCAGAAUGGCAACAGUUAUUGACCGACUCAAGUUAGAAGAAGAUACACCAUAUACAGUAGGCAACGCCGCACAAAUAUUAUACUUCAGUUCUGGUACUUCUCGCGACUGGACUCGCAGCGUCGGAAUUCCUCUUACCUACACAAUGGAGCUGCCUGGUUACAGUUAUGGUUUUCUUGUGCCACCAACUUACAUCAAGCAGAUUAUCACCGAAUCAUGGGCGGGUCUUGCAGAAGGCGCUCGAUACGUUAAGAGUAAUUACCACUAUUAAUAAGCUAUUUUAUAUCAUCUAUGUAUAAAUAAAAAUAAAGAAUUUCCAUAAAGUUAA
Melitaea cinxia (Glanville fritillary) is the source of this 1323-nucleotide messenger RNA. Its product is annotated as carboxypeptidase B-like. Gene Ontology annotation, biological process: proteolysis. The coding region runs from base 1 to 1266 and encodes 421 amino acids. Lineage: Eukaryota; Metazoa; Arthropoda; Insecta; Lepidoptera; Nymphalidae. The record is from RefSeq and is a predicted model, not a curated record. Gene Ontology annotation, molecular function: zinc ion binding; metallocarboxypeptidase activity. The transcript has 6 exons.